Molecule: messenger RNA, 1834 nt
Organism: Cloeon dipterum
Lineage: Eukaryota; Metazoa; Arthropoda; Insecta; Ephemeroptera; Baetidae
Gene: wmd
Product: serine-threonine kinase receptor-associated protein wmd
Exons: 7
Coding region: 126-1109 (327 amino acids)
Biological process (GO): spliceosomal snRNP assembly
Cellular component (GO): SMN complex
Molecular function (GO): RNA binding; protein binding
Source: RefSeq, a predicted model, not a curated record
UCCACGUCGAAGGAAACAAGCGAGAAACGCCGGCGGCCAGCUCGCUCGCUCGCUCGGAAGGCUGUGUUGUUGUCUGGCUAGUCAGGUGAACAGUGUUGUGUGCGAUAGACUGCCAGGUACACACGAUGUCGUCCAACCUGCGCCAGACUCCGCUGACCUGCAGCGGGCACACGCGGCCCGUCGUUCAGCUGGCCUUCAGCGGCAUUGUCGACAGCGGCUAUUACGUCAUUUCGGCGUGUAAAGAUGGCAAGCCGAUGCUGCGGCAGGGCGACACCGGCGACUGGAUCGGCACCUUUGAGGGCCACAAGGGUGCCGUCUGGGGGGUAGCUCUCAACCCCGACGCCACGAGGGCGGCGUCCGGAGCAGCCGAUUUCUCAGCGAAGGUGUGGGAUGCGCUGUCCGGCGAGGAGAUCCACUCUUUCCAGCACAACCACAUCGUCAAGAGUGUCGACUUUAACGUUGUCGACCCCCAUCUCUUGGCCACAGGCAGCAAUGAGAAGCUGAUCAGAAUUUACGAUCUCAACAAACCCGAAGCAGACCCUGUUGUCUUUACUGGCCAUACUGCCUCUCUCAAACAUGCUGUGUUCUUCCGUGAAGGCUCCUGCCUUGUUUCAUGUGCCGACGACAAGACCCUGAGGGUCUGGGAUCGCAGUUCAGGACAGGAGAUCCAAAAGUUGGAAUUUAGUGCCAUUCCAAGCAGUCUUGAAGUUUCUCCAGAUGGAACAAUCAUCACCACAACUCACGGAAACUAUGUUAGCUUCUGGAAAGCUGAUACUCUGGAAAAAGUGAAGGAAGUGAAAGUGCCAACACAAGUAAACUCUGCCUCUCUGUCGCCUGAAAAGUCAAUGUUUGUUUGUGGAGGUGAAGACUUAAAGGUUUACAAAUUUGAUUAUUCAUCAGGGAAUGAAAUCGAGUCAUUCAAGGGACACUUUGGUCCUGUCCACUGCAUUCGGUUCUCGCCUGAUGGGGAGCUGUACGCUUCUGGCUCAGAGGACGGCACGCUGCGUUUGUGGCAGACAACCGUGGGAAAGACCUACGGCCUGUGGAAGUGUGUCGACGGUGUUCCAGCUAUCUUGCCUGAUCCGGUCGCCCCUCCUCAGGCCACGUAGGAAGGUGAUUUGUCCCACAGAAUUACGAAUUGAGAAGCGGGCUGUCCAAUCAAAUUUGCAAUCAGUUGUCUUUAGCUGUGACUUUGUUUAGCUGUAGAUCUCGAAUUCAUUUUCGUAGAAGGUGCUUUUGAGUGUGUUUUGACCGAAAUUCAGAUUACAAGCUAAAUUUAUUGCAGCCAUUUGUAUGGUCACGAUGCACCAAAUAAUUAAUAAUAUGAUAAACACCCCGACGAUUUUGUGCCUGAAAUGCUCAAGACAGCUGAUGAAUGUUGAAGUUAGAAGCUAUUUGAAGCGAAGAACCCCCUUCCAUUUACGCUAGACGAAAAGAGAAAUAUUUUUCAAGGACUGUGCGUGUCAAGGACAAACCUCUGGCUUGCCAGUAGAUUUGACAAGAGAAUUUGAAUAAGUGCUCCUGCAAGCCCUGAAGCAAAUUGCUACUUAUUUAUUUUUUGCACGUAAUGUUCUCUCUGAUUUUGCAUUUCCUGACUGAAAGCUUAGUUAAUUGUUGAUGCAAUAAAACCAGCAUUGACGAGGUUCAUCACAUAUCCAAAAAAUUAAAAAAGUGUUAGUUUAAUCAUGAUACUGUAUUUAUUUGCAUUGAGUUUCAAACACUUUUAAUUCUGUAGUGCACACUUAAUUCGACACUAUUCUUAAACUAAUUCAGUUAUAAGUGAUCACAGUAAAUCUUGUUUUUUCUUACAAUAAUAAAUUAAUUGUUGCGUCAA